AUGAGCUACAGGCCUUUCGAUGGCCAUGGCCAGGGCCAACAAGGCUCCCAGCAGCCGCUGCCGGGGCCUGGCAUGAAUCCGCCAUCGUCCUAUGUGCCCAACGGUUAUCAGCAGUUCACGAGCCCGCAACAGCAGCAGCAGCAGCAAUACUAUACGAUGCCUCAACAACAACAACAAGGGCAGCAGCAGCAGCAGCAGCAGCAGGCGUAUCCUCAACAGCAGCAGAUGGCGCAGUACGGGGGCUUGCAGACGGCUUAUCAGGGAUAUGAGACGGGCGGAAAUGCGUUCGGAGGUCAUCAGAUGCAGCCAGCUGCUGCGCAGUAUACACCGCCGGCGAAUGUAUGGCAGCACCAGCAAGCACCGACAGGGCAGCAGAAUAUGAUGUAUCAACAGCAACAGCAGCAGUUCCAGCAAGCGCAACCGCAUCACCAGCAGCAGAUGUACCAACGGCACGUCGCGUCACCGCAACAGCACGUCCAGCAAAGGCGGCCCAGUCAAGUUUCUUCUCCGCUGCAAAGAGCUCCCUCCAUGCCUCAAAAUCAAGGAUAUCGACUUCCACAGGCGCAGCAGCCCACCCAGAACUAUCAAUUUUCUCAACAGCACACGACACAGCACCAGUAUCAACAGCAGCAGCAGCAGCACCGCGCACACGCCCAGCAACAGGUCCAAGCCCAGGCGCAAGUCUCCCAGCAAUCACCGCAACCUCGUCAGAAGCAAAUAUCCUCGCCGGCUCAACCACAGGUCCAACAACAAGCGCCGCAAACACAACAGCCACGCCAAGAAUUUCAGCAGCAGCAGCCACAAGAGACGGUGCAACACAUUGCGCAAACACCUGUCAAAAAGCUUAUUGCCGAAAGUGCUGCCAAGCCUCCUCCAGAACCUGUACAGCAACAGCCACUCCCACAACCGGAACAUCAGCAGCUGGACUUUGUGAAUCUGCAGGAUAUUCAACAACUACCACCACUUCCCCCUGUCAACAUGGGCCAGGCGACGAGUUCUGCUGCUGCCGCUGCUCAGCCAGAGCAGCCCGAUACUUGGACAUCGCAACAUGAUUCUGGCACUAUAAACCCUUCAGAUAUCAUGAUGGGUAGUCCGCAGGUUCAACAUUUCCCUCCACCUCAGUCUCAGUCCCACCCACAACCACAGCCACCACCACCACCACACCAACAACCAGCCCAAAUUCAACCACAGAACACGACCCCUAGAAUAAAACCUAGUCCUCUCUCUUCCGUCGCCAACUCUCCCGCGAUUAGCACUCGCUCCCCAAGUAUCACGAAAAGAUCACCAGCUAGCACCCACAAGCCCCGGCCUGUAGACAAUGUGCAUAUUAUGGUGGCAGUGGCCGAAGAAUGUUUCGAUAAGGCACGUGGUUCUGUCCAUGACGUAGCAAUGUCUUUAGACGGUGCACUGCUGGACGAGUACCAGAAGUUGAUAUCGACAGGCCUGGCAUGCUUGGAGGCAUGUCUACAAAGUAACCGGCUCUCUCCACGCCAGGAAGCUAAGAUGCGGUUAAGAUAUGCAACUGUGUUGUUGGAAGAAACAGAAAAUUCUAUGGAGGCCGAGACGGCCAUCACGAAGGGCAUUUCGCUCUGUGAGAAGAAUGGUUUGGCCGAUUUGAAAUAUUGUAUGCAUUAUAUCAGAUUGAAGCUCUUGUUUCAGCGAAAUCACAAAGCUGCCUUGAACGCAACCGACAGACAGAUCGCUGACUGUGAAACUUAUAAGCAUCCUCACUGGGUGUAUGCUUUCAGACUGUUAAAGACUUCGUUUUACAUGGAACUUGGUCAGACAGCUGAUGCCAGCGCCUUGGAGAAUAUUCGAUCCAUCCAAGUCACUGCCAAUUCUCGUGGCGACAAUGCCCUGAGCGUGUUUGCUUCCAUUCUUGAAGGUCUCACCCUGCUUAAGGCCUCAAAAGAUGGCAACCUUGAAAAGGUUCAAGCUUGCAUUGCCCAGGUCGCCAAGUUCCAGCACGAUGACUCUGUUGCCAUCAUGCAACUCGAUAUACUCACGUUGCUUCUGGACCUUGUCUCGAGCAUCAAUCAUGCAGGCUUGGAAUUGACGCUUCAGAAACUUAAACUGGUGCAGGAUCGCAUGGAUGCAUGUGGUGAUUGGCACAGCGUCAAGUCAGACUUUCUCAUCCCGGUCAAGAAACAGCCUUCUACAGGACAUACGAUUAGCAGCGAUACAGCGGGCAUUAUUCGUAGUGGAGAGGGUGCGCCAGUGGACUUUUUGGUUAUGUCGUUCAUGACCCGGAUGGAGCUGGCUUCACUUCUUUUUACUUUCACUGGCUUGGUAAAUAUGCACAAGUCAAGUGCACACGGCCGUCGGACAGCUGAAUUCUUGCAUGAAGGCGUCAGAGUUCUUGAGACAUGGGACAAAACAACCGCUGGAAUCAGAUACGGGCCUUCUAUCUCGCUACAAGAAGCCAUCGCACAACGCGAGUGGCGAUUAGAAGCACAGUCGUAUCUAACCAUCUUGCUUGGUCUAUACGCAGCCAGUCACUGUCAAUGGGACUCGGUCAAGCAGUUCAUGGAGAAGCUUCAAACUCCAUUAACAUCAUCUAUACAAGGUAUUCUGCGGCUACUCGCUGUUUAUCUAUCUGGUGUCUUCCAUCAAGGCACAGGCGACCUUCGAGCUGCCAUGGAGAUUUUCCAAAGCCCUUUAUUCGAUCUCAACCAACGCGGAACUGGCGUCAAGGCUGCACAUCGCGAGCUGGCUAUGCUGGCUGGUCUCAACAGACUUUGGAUCAUGCAGCAUCCCACACAACGGGAUGACCGGGAGACACUCGAUCUGAUCGAACAGCUGAACCCGCUGUGCGCCAAUCAUCACAACGCCGAUUUGCGAACAGCAUGGCACAACGUUUUGGCUGCUGUUGUUACAGAUCCUCCUCAGCAGCUAAACCAUCAGAAGCAGCAUAUACAAGCUGCCAUGGCCGGAUCCAGAACCACUAAUAAUGUUCUAGGCGCAGCUGUCACACUUGCCAUCAUGCGCAGCCGCUUAUUCGAGAAUGUCAUUGGCGAGCAAGCUCUUAAAAGCGCCAUGGCCGCAGCUAAGCAAGCGCAGCGCAGCGGUAACGUCCUAUGGCAGAGCGUCGCUGACGGCAUGCUUGCCCAAUCACAUGAGGUACAGGGCCAACACGACAAGGCUGCGCAUGCAUGGGACAAGGCGACGAGGGAAGCGCAAGAGGCAUUUGCAGGGCAUUCCUAA
This is a messenger RNA of Fusarium sp. VM40, 3204 nucleotides long. The record is from the annotation of a GenBank genome assembly. Lineage: Eukaryota; Fungi; Ascomycota; Sordariomycetes; Hypocreales; Nectriaceae.